CGCGCCUGCGCCGAGUCCGGGCCGCGCUGGUGGAGAGGGCCGUGGCGCGCGCGUUUGGCCGGCUUCGCCCUGCGAAGGUUCCGGAGCCUGCGCGCGCCCCCGAGGACGUCCGGGCGCGCGCUCUCCGCCUGCUUGCUUGCCUGCCUGCCUCUCCGCUGUCACUCCCCCUCCUCCUCCCGGCGUUGGUGAGCGAGACUCUCCGGCGAGCUUCUCCCUGCAGCGGUUGCAAGCGGGCGCGGCGCCAGGUAGGGGGGCCCGGCCCUGGGCGAGGUCUGGAGCGAUAACCUUUGGGACAGAAUGGCAAAUCAACAUCAGGACUUCAAUAUGACAGAUGACCAUUUGAUGAGCCAUGUCAGGCGAAAUCAGACAGGCUCUCCCCUGCAGAUACCUGUCGAUGAUGGAUCCGAUGAAGCUGUGUCUGAUGCCUCUGAUGCUAAGAGCACCCCAACUGUGGAAGAUGCCACUGCUCCAUUAGUGGAGGAGGAUCGGAUUGCAACUCGGCAGAAUGCAGAAAUACCCGAAGGAAUCACAGCUGAGGAAGCAGGAAUAGACUGUACUCCUAACGUUGAGGACCGUGCUGCAGGAGAUGCUCAAGCUCGUAUCGACAACAAAGAGAAAAACGGGACUGGGAUUGAAGAAGGAAAGCCAAAGGGCCCAGAUAUGAAAAGUGUAAACAAGAUAGCCACUCCACGUCCUGCUGGACCACAGAAUCAAAAGAACCCAGGCAACACUUCACGGAUCCCAGCCAAAACUCCCACCAUCCCCAAGACACCGCCCAAUCUCGCUGCCAAGAAGGAGCAGAGAAGGCCCCCAAACACAGCAGCAAAAUCUGAGAGAGGUGAACCGGUGAAGUCUGGUGAUAGAAGUGGCUACAGCAGUCCAGGUUCUCCUGGGACCCCCGGCAGCCGUUCCCGCACACCCUCCCUGCCAACUCCUCCCAAUAGGGAGCCCAAGAAGGUGGCGGUGGUGCGCACCCCUCCCAAAUCCCCUUCUGCUGCCAAGAACCGCCUGCAGACUACUCCUGUCCCCAUGCCAGACCUAAAGAACAUCAAGUCCAAGAUUGGUUCCAUUGACAACUUGAAGCAUCAGCCAGGGGGUGGAAAGGUGCAGAUUGUUAAUAAGAAGCUGGACUUUAGCAACGUCCAUUCCAGGUGUGGAUCAAAGGAUAAUCUCAAACACACCGCGGGAGGAGGCAGUAUCCAAAUUGUUUACAAGCCGGUGGACCUCAGCCACGUGACGUCUAAGUGUGGUUCUUUGGACAAUAUUCAUCAUAAACCAGGUGGCGGGCAGAUUGAACUGAAGUCAGAGAAACUGGACUUCAAAGAAAAGGUGCAAUCGAAAAUUGGGUCACUAGAUAACAUCACCCAUGUUCCAGGAGGAGGAAAUAAAAAGAUUGAAAGCCACAAGCUGACCUUCCGCGAGAAUGCCAAAGCCAAGACUGACCACGGAGCUGAAAUUGUCUACAAGUCACCCACCAUUUCUGGAGAUGCUUCCCCGCGUCGCCUUAGCAAUGUCUCCUCCUCCGGAAGUAUCAACAUGGUGGACUCCCCGCAACUGGCCACGUUGGCUGAUGAAGUGUCCGCUUCUCUGGCCAAGCAGGGCUUGUGAUUGCAUUAAAUGAGUGGAGAGAAUAAGAAGAGAAGAAUCCAAUCUGGCCUUUCUUCCUCUGUUCUUUUUAUAUCUGCAUCUCCCCCUCCCCAAAGCAUUCCUUUUUUCCCCAUUGACAAGCUAUUUUAAGUUUCUUCUCUCCCCUCUGCCUGCCAUCCCCCCCCCGCCCCCGUUUCCAUUUGCUCAUCUCUAGCCCAAGGACUUCAAAAUUAGCAAUGGCUUGGAAACCACCAUUCAUGCUCCAUUUCCAGUUACUUUAGUCUAGACCAGGGUUUUCCUCUGAGCUUAUCAGAAAGUGGGCAGGUUUGUAUGGUUGGGUUUGUUAAUUCCCUCUUUCAAAGGACCGAAUCAGGAAGACUGGGAAGCCGCUGGUCUUCUGGUUCUAUUCCCUCUUCAGGCUUCCCUUCUUUUUACCCCUCCUUCUCUUUCUCCCUUCUUCCUUUACUUGGGGCUCUCGUUUGCUUUUUAAAAUUCCCUUUCUGUUAUUCUCUUGCAAAGUGGAGAAGGGGGGGGGGGUAUCGUGUUCGUUUGUUGUCUUCUGCACCAGACAUUUUGGCUCACCACCCCUUCUCAAAAGGCCAAAGGCGUGGAAAGGUCAGGGACUCCUGGUUUAGACAAACAUCCUUUCUCCACUUACCACUAACAAAAGGAAGUUUUCUAGAUGAAUUUGAACAGCUUUAAAGGUGGAUCUUGAAUAAGAGGGGUCUCUGCAACUGUGGAUGUGCAGACCCCUUAAUGCACCCCUAUCAAGACAGAGAAGAACCUAUCGCAUGAUUAUUAUUUACCCCUCCCCCCUUUUCCCCCCUAUAACAUGUUUCUACAUUGGGGUAGGUGACAAUAGCUUUCAAUCUUAUGCACGAUUUUCAGUGUGUCAUGUCACCUGGUGGAAGACACAAGGCAUUCUGUUCGGCAUUUGGCAGGUGCUCCCAGCACAAAGGGGGCAGAGUUCCUAUGGAUCUGCAGAAGUGAUUCCCUUAGUUUGAUUUUUGGAAUUUCCCUGGUAACGAUAAGACUGCGUGCACAUUUUUGUUUAUUGUUUAACUAAAUGGCCUCUGUAUAAAUUAGGCCAAGCUGACUUUUAACGUCCUGAAGGCUGCUGGGUCCCUUAAGUUGUAUAGUUCAGAGAUGGAACAUAGUAGAAGGCAGGAUAAACACUUCCUUUGCCCACCCCCCCCCCACCCCUUCGAUAAAAUUAAUCUUGUGAAUUGAGGGCUAUUGCCUUUAAUUCUUCCCCAGGACAGCUGCUGCUAUAUUCUUUCCUCCUCACUCCCUGACUGCUUCUGCUGAAGCCCCCGUCUUUUGCCAUUAUUGUCACUCCCCCACCCCCCUACUUCUUUCUACCGGCUUAAAGCAGCUCUGCAUAAUUCGUUCUCUUGGUUCCUGCCCCUCUUGGUAUUUCUGAGAAACCUGAGGUCUUUUAAAAAAACGGGAAAAAUGGGACGUACCUGUUUAAGGUAUGAGUGCACGUCUUGCCGGAAUGGUAGCUCCAGUACAUGCAGGCUGGGCAGUGUGUAACAUGUUAAAAAACAAAUCCAUUUAUUUUCUUGCAUAAGCAUUUGCUCAGAGCCAAGGCCUUAGUGCAUGUUUUCCCCUUGGUGUUUGCCUUUAUGAAGGAAGCACGGUGGGGCAGAUGGCAAAAAGAGGUUUCCUACACCUUUCACACAAGGCCACUUUAGAACGGAUGCAUUUCACACGUUCAGCUGUAGGUCAUCCAAGUGUUUUGUUCAUUUGUGGAGCUGCAUGCACACGUCUGAAAGCCAGUCCACACGACAACACAGUCAACGAGCACUUGAUCAAAAACGGAGGCUGGUAAAAUGCCUGUUGGCACGGUGGGGGAAACCCAAACUACUUUAUGAAUUAGUGCAUUUGUGUGCAUCCUGGGUUCCUGUACCCUUAAGGGAAGGAUCACCUCUGGGAAGAAGGCAGCGCUUUUGGCUGGUAGUCUCUUAGUAGUCCUUCUCCAGCUAAGGUUACAGGAAAAUCUUUUCAUGGGAUCGGCACACUAAGCAAUUGACACACUAAACAAAUAACUCAAAUAUGCAUUUCACUCCUCAACAUACAGUUUGUGUCGCCUGACCCCUUGGUAGAAAGUACUGUUUAGCACAUGUUCUGUGUUUUACAUGUGAUGUCCGAGCAGAACAUGAUCUUAAAGCACAUCCUGUGUUUGUUGUGGUGCCAGAGCACAGCGCACACUGCCUUCACUCCUGGAUUUCAGACUGUUGCAGAUGCUAUUUGUAUAAAACCAGGCCUUUGGGUUACGUAGGGCUAAAUACCCAGUGGGGAGGAGGAGGAGAUCGGUUAACAGAAGGGAUUGGGAAGCACCAAUUUUUACUCCCCGCUGGAUGCUGACAUUUCCCCCUUUUUGGAUUCCCUGGGUGCCUAUUUGGAUAUGUGGGAAAUAGCCUGGUGAAAGAGCAAGAUUACUUUUUGAAAGUACUUGAGGAAUUGAGAAAUGCAGGUUUUCCCCAUUCCAGUGACACUUGAUUUACACAUCUGUUGUUUAAAGACCAUUUACUUAGCAGACAUGGCGGUAUAAACAGGGAGGGUAUUUUUUCCCCCAAAGAAAAGUCUGUUUCGUGAACUAGAGCAGGCAGUCACUAUUCAGGAAGGGUUGAGUUAGCUUAAAAACCCUGACAAGGCAUGCAGGCGCUGAGUUUGCUGGCUCCAAACACCCUUUAUGACCUGGAACAGAAGUUUCCGCUGCUUUGGGGACCUUGGCACGUAGCAUGGGAUGGGGGCGUGUCUAGUUCCUGACUGCUCUGGUACCUUCUCUCAGAGUCCACUUGUGCCCUCAAGUGUGGAUCAGGCAUUUCUUUCCAGGAGGCCAUUAGCCAUCCUCUGCUUCACCCCACCCGCCCACUUUAGCAUCCAUCUAAGUUGGCUUAGUGUUUAAGUAGCCUUCCUAACAGUUGUUUUGUGACCCGUUGCUCUUCUGCAACAUGCUUGGAACUUUUCUUCAUUGAGUUUCUAGGCACCACUUGCGGGACAACACAACACUGGAGAAAUAAAUUAGGCAUCUCGGCGUAUUUUAGGUCCAUGCAGCAGUAAAAUCUUUCUCGUUAAUCUUUGUGUUUGGUGGCCAAUUAAGUACUACAGCUAGUUCCAGACUAUUUACCCUGCGCUGCUUUCCCAUUUUGAGAGAGAAGUCCAAACAAGCACAGCAAGCAACAGGCCUUGUAUGCCUGUUCACAUUCCCAUAAGUCAUCAGGCACAUCAAUACCACUGAAUAAAUUUAAAAAAAAAAGCUUAUUGCCCUCUCCUUUCCCCUAAAGAGAUUCCUUUGAAGUAGAAGCCUGCGAGAGGAAAACUCCUGCCAUCCAUCGUAAGAUGAGAAACCCGAGGUCAAGACUUCCCCAUUGGGCAUACAAGUGUGUAAAACGUCCAUUGCUGAUUGACUGAAAUUAUGAGACGGAGGAGUGCUCUGCUGGCUUUACUCCUAAACUCAGCUUCUCUUUCACCCAGUGAUUUGGGCAGGCCCCCUUUUGCUUAUGGAUACAAGGGGCAAAAUACAGAAAGUUAGAAGCGAAGCAGAUUGCCCCCCAAAGGUUGGGUGGCUGCUUAUUUCCUUGAGAGAGACAGAACCCAAUUGGUCACAUGCUCUUCACUUGCUUCUCAUGACUGCAGGAUAUUGUACUUAACAGUCUGUGGCUUUUUCUGGAUUCUGGGGAGGUCUGCAGAUUUGUGGAGCAUCAAGGAAUAUAGCAUCCAAGGCAACACGAAAGAUACAGCUUGGGCUAGGAAAACUCUUUUACCCUUCUCCUUGUCUGCCUUGGCAUAAUGUCUAAAUUGAAAAGGACAACUCAUUCUCUUGGCCAUGAAGUAGCCCAGUGAAACCUUUCACUGGAUUCUCUCCCUCCUGCCUUUUCUUUUUAGAUAUCAAGAGCCUUGGCUUGCAUUCAGCAGCCGUAUUUCAUUGUAUAGUUGCACCCCCUCCAACCAUGAGGCACAUUCUGAUUUUCCUCCCACUCCAAAGCGUAGUCGCCAUCUCUUUAAAUGGUAGGGACACUUCCCCAGCUUGAAGCGAUGGUCUUUAUGGCUUAUUUUAAAACGCAGGCAUCACUUUUCUGGCUGGUUUAACCCUCGAGGGUACCAAUCUAGGGCUAUGUUGAACUUGUCUUGGUAUAUAAGCAUACAUAUCUAGGGGCUUGAAGAAAAAAGUGUUAACUUGACAGUUGAAAAAUCAUGAUAUUGGAAGUUAAGAAAAAUGGGCUUGGUUACUGGAAUGGGGCAAUGUUGGAGUUUGGAAGACCCCACUAUUCCCUUCAAAAAUUUUCAAGGGGUGGGAAAACGGGGAGGGGGGUGGGAAGGGAAUACAAUCUCCGUAUGAUCAUCGUAGCUUAGCUACCUGUCUGUGACUGUCCAUAUUGUAUUUGUGCGUUUUAACAACUGGUUUACACUGACUGUUGCUGUAAAAGUGAAUUUGGAAAUAAAGAGUCAUUACUAUAA
Sphaerodactylus townsendi is the source of this 6054-nucleotide messenger RNA. RefSeq names its product microtubule associated protein tau (gene MAPT). Gene Ontology annotation, molecular function: microtubule binding. Bases 298 to 1608 code for a protein of 436 amino acids. Gene Ontology annotation, biological process: neuron projection development; microtubule cytoskeleton organization. The record is from RefSeq and is a predicted model, not a curated record. Gene Ontology annotation, cellular component: neuron projection. Lineage: Eukaryota; Metazoa; Chordata; Lepidosauria; Squamata; Sphaerodactylidae. The transcript has 13 exons.